UAGUAUAAUACGCGCGCGUUCGCUUUGCUGCAGUUUUAUGUACGGCUCGGAGUCGGAUCGGACUACGCGAGCAGGGUUACCGGGUCACCGUGACGAUUAACAUAUAAUAUAAGUACGCGUCGUGUUAAAUUGUUGGACGCGAUGUAAUUAAGAUACCUAAAAUAUCACUGCGCGAUAUGUAGCUUUUCGUCUCGUACUCGAUCAAUCGUAUCUUGACCACACGCGUGAUGAGAGCCGUCUGCUGUUUUCUCUUGUCUCAUCGUCCCGAAAGUUCUGCAACGAUAUGAUUUCGAAAGCAAACGUACGACGUCGUCUUAUUGUUCCCCCGACCAGUUUGAAGAUACUCGAGUGAUGAAGGUUGAAAACAGUGAUGUGCCCACAAUAUUCAACCCACGGAAGCCUAGACUUUCGCAAAGUAAUGCCGUGCUGACGUCAGACCACAGGCCUUAUGGUCCUUUCUCGCACGUGCUGUCCAGAAGUGAAUCUCUGUGUCAGCCCGAAGAUGUGGAACAAGUGGAACAGUGCCAGCGGAGGCAGUUGGGCGUGUUCAAGAGGCUGAAGAACAAAUGCUGUUCGAAACAUGCGAGGAAGGUAUACUACGGUUUGUGCGUCACUUUUUUCGUCACCGCGUCUUGGGUUGGUGCCACGCACGCUAUCAAGUACCUAUAUAUGUAUCAUCCGACCAAAUAUCCGGUGCUCACAGGCAGCGGGUUCAAUUUUUCAUCCAUACACCAACAAACGCUGAUGACGUACAACGCACCGUUCUUCACCACGUGGUUUUGCACGAACUGGACCGUGCUGUUCUUCCCGCUGUACUUCUUCUGUCAGCUGGGCAGCCCCAACUACCAGACACCCACCGACAUACUGGGAGAGAGCGUCCGGAAUUUCCGGGACCGCGGGUUCACCGCCGCACACUUCCUGACGCGGUGCUGCAUGUUCUGCAUGUUGUGGGUGUUCACCAACUACCUGUACAUACAUGCGCUCAGCAUACUCGUAGCCACCGACGCCCUGGCAUUGUUCGCCAUCAACGUGUGCUGCGUGUACCUGCUGUCUUGGGUCAUACUCCACGAUCAGUUCGUCGGCGUCCGGAUCGUGGCUGUCAUCCUGUGCAGCACAGGGGUGGCUUUACUAGCCUACAUGGACGCCGGCAUUACGAACAAAAAGAAGACCAUGACCGGGGUUCUGUUAGCGGCUUUAGCUGCUGCCGGGUCGGCAGUAUAUAAAGUCAUGUUCAAAAAAAUGAUCGGCGAUGCUACUUACGGUCAAGUGUCGCUAUUUUUUUCACUCAUAGGUCUUUUGAACGCCGCACUUCUCUGGCCAGUGUGUUUAGUUUUGUACUUUUCCGAAGUCGAAAUACUUCAUUGGGACCGCUUGCCUUGGAUGAUACUAUUAUCGGCCAGCACGCUGUCAUUGGUCGCGAACUUACUGGGAAAUUUGAGCGUUGCGUUCACUUACGACAUAUUCAUUACGUUCGGACUAAUCACCGCUGUUCCCGUGUCUGCAGCCAUUGACAUAACCAUACACGAUGUACAGUUUUAUGGUAUGAAACUUGCUGGCAUCAUACUUAUAUCGAUCGGUUUCUUAUUGGUCAUGUUUCCUAACAACUGGCCAGAAUACAUUUUUCGAUUGCUCAGGAAUAUAAUACUACUGAGUCAUAGCGCUAGGUGGAGCCGGAAGAACCGGGGACUACCACCCAACCCACCCAAAGUGGAAAUCGACUACCGGACCGGGUACAUCAGGUCGCAUUUGCGAUCUCCGUCUGGUCGGGUCAGGUGACCGACUACUGCCAUUGCCGCUCACGCACCGCGGACGUGGACAUCGUUAUUCGUCGUGAUCGAUAAAUCGACCGGCAAACCUUGUAAUAAUAAUAAUAAUAAUGAUAAUAAUUGUCAUAAAAUUGUCGUCGACGUAUGUGACUGCAGCAACAGUAUUGCGAAUGUUCCGAUUUCAUUUCUUAGCCGUUUUACUUCUAUAUACAUGUAAAUAAUAUUCCUUAGAGGCCGUGCUUGAAUUAAUAGGGGGAGGGGGGGGGGGGAGAAAGGCGAACUGCCUCGAGAAUUUUUGGAAUCAGAGAAAUUAUAAAUUUAUAUUAUUUCAUAACCUAGGCUCUGAGGCCCUCUGGACCUUGAAGGCGUGGCUAUAUGGGAACCAAAAAAGUGUACCAGGAAAUUACUUUUUCGUGAAUUGGGUGCUUUAUUGUACUAACUACUAACACUUGAUUUGAUUGUAUAAUCAAUAACUAAUAAAAGCAUGUAUAAUAUAAGAUAGUGUGUUUGGUUAUUAUAAUAUUGUAACUAAUGUCUUUGGCGUUUAAGUAGGUAGGUACCUAUAAUUUUUCUUGGAACUCCCAAAUUUAGACUUGACACGCAACAAAAAUAUGCGUCCCCCUUCAAUUUUAUUAUUUUUCCAAUUUAAGCACACCUUAGAGGCAUAUAACGUUAACACAUAUCCGAGCAUAAUAUUACUAGCCUGCUAGUAAUAUUAUACAUUUAUAAUAUUACAUGUUGUUCGUUGACAUUUUUGUAAAAUACGUUCGUGUUUCGAGUAUACUGUAUAAUAUGUAAUAUAUUAUUAUGUACAAUUGUUAUUAUUAUCAUUAUUAUUAGGUAUGUAGAUAAUGUUUGUCAAACGAAAACAGAAUUGAACAUAAAUUUACACAUUUUUCUUGUUUCUUGUUUAAUAUUUUUAAAAAAAAAAACGUAAUCAACUCGCCUAUUCGUAUUAUAUAGGUACAUAUUAUUGACAUAAAAUUACGUUAAUCACUCGAAUUUUAAUUUGUAAUGUAUUUCAAAAUGUAUACUUAUCCCUCGAUGGCGUGAAUUUAUAACAGAUUGCAGGAAACAUCUUGUGGAUUAUAAAGACGACAAUAUAUCCGUCCACGAGCAAUA
Molecule: messenger RNA, 2888 nt
Organism: Metopolophium dirhodum (rose-grain aphid)
Lineage: Eukaryota; Metazoa; Arthropoda; Insecta; Hemiptera; Aphididae
Product: solute carrier family 35 member F3
Exons: 12
Coding region: 352-1776 (474 amino acids)
Source: RefSeq, a predicted model, not a curated record